Messenger RNA from Aureobasidium pullulans EXF-150, 3291 nucleotides. RefSeq lists its product as uncharacterized. The coding region runs from base 304 to 3183 and encodes 959 amino acids. Gene Ontology annotation, biological process: circadian rhythm; regulation of DNA-templated transcription. Gene Ontology annotation, cellular component: nucleus; cytoplasm. The record is from RefSeq and is a predicted model, not a curated record. NCBI's taxonomy places the organism in Eukaryota, Fungi, Ascomycota, Dothideomycetes, Dothideales, Saccotheciaceae. The transcript has 2 exons.
UACGUCUCAUGCCCUGCGAUGGUCAAGACGAUCUGCUUUUUUGGAAUCUGUGAUUGUGGGUAGCCAUCUUGCUGGAUCUCAGGCAGGUGUUUCGAUGCCCUGAUUUGGUCGAAUGUUCAGCCCACCGGUUGCCCCAUAGGCCAUUGAUCCUCUACUUUGUUGCACUUGUCUCCUUCUCUCUGAUCAACACCUACCUAUUUCACCCACCUAUACGCCUAUAUCGCGCUCUGUACUCAUUCAUUCUGGAACACAGCCAUCUAUACUAGCGCCACUACAUACAAGUACCGACCCGUUUUGACACACAUGACAUUGCCUCGUCGAUACCUCUUCGACACAGCCGCCUCGAUGGCAUCAGAAGCCUAUCUUCGCCCGCCUCACCCCCGAAGGCCGACUGCCCAGCGCUCAGUCUCUCUUCGACACAGCAGACCUUCGCCAGACUCCAAGGACACUAGAAGCUCUCAGACUGAAGCCUCCAGUGGCUCGCCGUCGAGCAACAAGCCUAAUGUUAGCAAGGCCGACUCGGGCGAGAGCAGCAACGCCGACAAAUGGUUUGAAGGCGCCAACAACAACGCCGACGGCAAGAACAACACAUUAGGUGACAACGACCCCCCGUUUUUCCUUCAAAACUCCAGCUCGGAAGAGACUCCGAAUUAUCUAGGCCCAAGCGCUAUGCUCGAGCAAUCCAUGCCAAUGCAUGCUCUACUACAUAAGAACGAUACCGAAGACAGUGGCAGCUCAGAUUUCCGUGCUGUCAUUGAUGACCUCACCAUUCAGAACAAGAAGCUCAAGAAACGCUUGAAGAAGUACGAGAAACUCCACGACGCCCACCUCAAGGAUGAGAAACUCUUCGAGGUUCGCGUCCACGGUCUAUCGUCGAACAAGAGACGCGAACUUGAAGAGAUCCUUCGUACCUUUGCUGUUGGCGCUGCUGGUCAGCCGAGUGGCUCUGCCUCCCAAACGAGCAACCUAUACGACCGCGUUGUCCCAACUCUUAAAACUCACAAGACGGCCUCGUCCUCAUCCAACUUUGCCGACUCUGCUUACGCUUCCAACUCGGCUUCAGCCUCCGCCUCAGGCCUUUCUAACUCAAACAGUGGCCAGCAGAGUAAACAUUCUUUCCGUCGAUCUAACAAGAGUCGCCAAAGCAACAUUCAGACUUAUCUCCACGACAUUCCAGAGGGUCUGCUUCCGCAGCACCCUGCCGUCAUGACUGAAUACUCCAAGAAGAAGCUGGUUGUGCGCCGUCUGGAGCAAAUCUUUGCUGGAACUGGCGCCGUACUUGGGGAUCACCAUCACCCCAUUCAACAACAAGAGGUCUCACAAAUGGCUGCGAGGGCCGACAGAAGCGCCCUGGAGGCCAACGGUCAGACUGCUAAGAUCGAAGGCAAUAGAGAAGCCCCGAUUAUGAAGGACGACGAAGAACGAAGUGCUCAGGACUCUCCAGAACACAGCAGCGGUCCCGAAGUCACUCAGGGAAUUGAGCCUUCCCUAAAGGUCGUAGAGCAGGACUUCGCAGGUGUCUCACCUCAGCAAAGACCUACGAGACCUCUGGAUUUAGACCCUCAUCGAGCCCAGAAUCCUCGCGAUAACUUCCAGUACAUUCGCCACCUCGGCUUCUCACCACCUGAGCCCAGCACUAUGGAAGCUCAGGAGGGCGGCCAUGGCUGGAUCUAUCUCAAUUUCCUGUUCAACAUGGCUCAGCUUCACACUCUCAACGUCACUCCAGAGUUUGCUAAGAAGGCUCUGAUCGAUUUCAGCACAAAGUUUGAGAUCUCUGAAGAUGGACGCAAAGUCAGAUGGAAGGGCGGGAGAAACAUCACUAGAUCUGCCAGCGAGGCUGACAGCUCGCCAUCGACGUAUGGAAAUUCCCCUUACGACAAGUCACCUCUCAAACGAUCAAAGUCGUCACACCACAAACACGGUGGCAAAGACUCAAAGCGUAGAAUGCUCGAGAAGCAAGACAGCAGAUUUGCCUACACGCCACUGUUCUACCAUCGUAGCAGCGAGGACGACAGCGAUAUGUCUUCUUCGGAGGAUGAGACCGAAUCUCCAUUCGUGGGCCCUCCAGGGGGUGACUCUUCUGCCAUGACCAGUUCUGGCAUUCGAACCGUCUCAUUCAGACAACAGAAGAAGAAGACAGAUAACGGACCCAUCAUUUUCUACAACAAUGCUAGGUUUUGUACCGACCUUAGCGGCGAAUCCACGACGGAAGUGGACAUGACAAACAACAUGCUGAUGUACCACCCCAUGACCGAUCAUGCCCUUGGUAUUCCAAAGUCUCCGGAACCAGCACCAAAGGACGUUCUAGAGCACCGCGGUCCUCUCAACAAUGCAAAGGACCUGCCUGAAGCCAUGAGCCUUAAUGACAACCCGAUACCCGAAGCUCUUGAAGUCAGCUUCCCUAGCGUCUCACCCAUGUCGCAGGCCGGACCCACCAGAAGCCCAAUCGCUUUGGAGGCUUCCGGUAUUGGUGGUAUCUGCCCCUCCGACAACUUCCUAAUCAAUGUCAGGACUGAGCACAAGCGUGUUUAUGGCGCCCCGAUCCAGCCCGCUCCGAAGAAAGCAUACCCUGCCCAUAUUGCCUCUUUAUUCAAGGAGAGUGGCCGUCAGCAGCAGCAAACGCCUUUUACGGACUAUGUUGUCAAGACGUUCCACCAAGAGUUGCCACCUUCUGAGCUUCCUCCUGCUUCCUGUUUCAUGGAUGUGGACGAAUUUGACGAUGAUGAGUCAGAGUUUGGCGAUUAUCAGUCUAUCGUUCCCGAGAUGGAUCGUAUGCACGACGUUCCAUCCACAGCUCCGCAAACCAUCGACAUGCCGUAUUUGAGCAGCGACGAGAGCGGUGAGGAAGAGGACGAAGAAGAUGAUGAUGCUGCAUCAGAUGGCUCCCUUGAUCUGCUUGCCACUGCCCGCAAGCUUGAUCCUCAAUCCGUUCAGGCGCGCGAGCGUGAAUAUGACGCCCACAUGGCUGAGCGAUUGGCCGAAGAGAUCCCUGCCGGCAGCUCUGCAGCUACAGCAGGUGGUGGCAGCGGCUUUGCUAGCCCGAUAGCUGGUAUCAGCCGCAAGGAGUACGAAGCUGCAAAAGCAGAGCACAUGAAGCGCCAUGCUUCCACCAUCGCGUCCGCAGUAUCAAUCCCGAGAACCGAGACGAACGAAUCAAUGAUUGUCAAUGGCCAGUCGCCUUGAUGAAAGACAUGUAUAUGGUUGUAAUUCAUUUGCAUAGUUGAAGGCGUAUGUUUUGGAUGAUUUGUUUUUGGAUAUGGUUUUAACAAGAUACCCCCCCAUCAAUAUGGG